Messenger RNA from Bactrocera neohumeralis, 1599 nucleotides. RefSeq lists its product as uncharacterized. The record is from RefSeq and is a predicted model, not a curated record. Lineage: Eukaryota; Metazoa; Arthropoda; Insecta; Diptera; Tephritidae. The coding region runs from base 136 to 774 and encodes 212 amino acids. The transcript is spliced from 2 exons.
AGUAGCGGAAACCAAUGUGAAAAAAAAAAUACAAAACAAACUGCUUCAACUUGUAUUAACAGGGGAAGAAAACAUUUUAUCACACCGCGGUUGCUUUCAGCACUUGAUAGCGCCAAAGUAAGCGAUGGAAAGGCGAUGCACAUUCUGAUAGCGACUGCAGAAGCAUUGGGCCAUUGCACUAGAAACUUGGUAGUCAAUCGUUCUACUCUCCAUAGACUGAGGGAAGAGCAUCGCAGAAAAGAAACACAGAGGAUUCAAGAGAGUUUUAUUGACAAACUAAGUGAUACACAAGCAAUGGUCGUCCACUGGGAUGGUAAAGUAUUGCCAGAUCUAAUUGGAAAAAUAAAAGUUGAGCGAAUUGCAGUGCUUGUUAGUUAUAAUGGCGAAUCCAAAUUUCUAGGCGCUCCAAAACUUAUAUCUGCCACUGGUGAAAAUAUAGCUACAGCCGUUUUUGAUACACUUAGUAAAUGGAAUAUUUUAGAUCGCGUAGAAGACAUGUCUUUUGACACCACGUCCACUAAUACUGGUCCAAUGAAUGGAACAUGCGCUCAAUUGCAACGCAUGUUAGGAAGAAAUUUGUUGACGUUACCAUGCCGUCACCACAUUCUUGAAAUAUACUUGCGUAGUGUAUUCGACCUGCAUUUCAAAGUGACUCAAGCACCAGAAGUCUCAAUUUUCGAGAGAUUCGCCAAAGCCUGGCCAAAUAUUGACACUUCAUCAUUUAAGAGUGGGCUCCAAUGUGAAGAUAUAAAAUCUGAUAUAAGUCUGCAAUGAAAUCAAACAAUUUUGUCAUUCACAACUACAAAAACCUUUGUUCGUGCUGACUAAAAAGAAUUUUUACGUCUAGUACUUACAUUUCUUGGUGACAAUGGUGGUAAAUUUAAAACACCCGGAGUUACAAGUCAUGCACGUUGGAUGUCAAAGGGAAUAUAUUCCUUGAAAAUAUAUCUUUUUCGUGAUCAAUUUCACUUGAGUAAAGCUGAAUUAAAAGGUUUAAGUCACAUUUGCGUUUUUUUAGUGCGUUUAUAUACAUAUAAAAGCUUGGUACAAAUGCUCUAAUGCAAUUGCCUCUCCCCUGCAUGAUUUAAACUUUGUAAAAGAAUGUAUUAAUUAUGAAAAAGUGAACCCAAGUAUUUCUUCGGAAUUGCUGAGAAAAAUGCAACAACACAUGUGGUAUUUGUCAAAGGAAAACGUCCCAAUGGCUUUCUUUGAUUUCAAUAUUUCUGUAGAUGUUAAGAAAAAAAUUGUAAAACAUUUAAAAUCAGAAGAGCCAACUAAUAAACUACAAAACAAUCGCAAAAAAAAAAAUUAAGUGACAUACGCAAUUCGGAUUUAAGCGAAUUUGUAUCCAAAAGAACUUUAACAUUUUUUAUGAAGUACAAGUUGUCAACCAACUUUUUGCAUUUGGAUCCAGAGUCUUGUGAAACAAUCGAGGAAUUCCAAUGGUCGCACAAUAUGCCACAAAUUGCUUGUUACUAAUGAUACAGCGGAAAGAGGUAUUAAAUUUAUAAAGGAUUUCAAUACUAUUCUUACAAAUAAAGAAGAAGAAAAACAGUUUCUCCUUCAAGUUGUUGAAGAAUACAAAAAAAAUAAGUCCUA